AUGAAAGCGAUCGUGAUCUCGGAGCCAGGAAAGCCUGAGGUUCUGCAAUUGCGAGAAGUCGAUGACCCACAAGUGAAAGACGACGAGGUUCUGAUCAGGGUUCACGCCACCGCUCUGAAUCGCGCCGAUACUCUCCAAAGACUCGGCCUUUACAAUCCACCACCUGGCUCAAGCCCUUAUCUUGGUCUCGAGUGUUCUGGAACCAUCGAAUCUGUCGGAAAGAGCGUUGUAUCUCGUUGGAAAGUCGGAGACCAGGUGUGUGCUCUUCUUUCUGGAGGAGGUUACGCGGAGAAAGUUUCUGUUCCCGCUGGUCAAAUCUUCCCAAUUCCCGUCGGUAUCUCGCUAAAAGAUGCAGCGGCUUUCCCUGAAGUGGCAUGUACAGUUUGGUCAACUGUCUUCAUGAUGGGCCGUCUCUCAGCUGGUGAAUCGUUCUUGGUUCAUGGAGGUUCUAGUGGGAUUGGUACAUUUGCAAUUCAGAUCGCUAAACAUCUAGGAGUGAGAGUAUUUGUCACUGCAGGGAAUGAGGAAAAGCUAGCUGCUUGCAAAGAUCUCGGGGCUGAUGUUUGUAUAAAUUACAAAACCGAAGACUUUGUCGCAAAGGUAAAAGCGGAAACCGAUGGGAAAGGUGUGGAUGUUAUAUUGGACUGCAUCGGGGCACCGUAUUUGCAGAAAAACCUUGACAGCUUAAACUUCGAUGGAAGGUUAUGUAUUAUCGGUUUAAUGGGAGGGGCAGUUGCAGAAAUAAAACUAAGUAGCCUACUUCCAAAGCGUCUCACCGUCUUAGGAGCUGCGUUAAGACCAAGAAGCAAGGAAAACAAAGCAGUUGUUGUAGCGGAAGUCCAGAAGAACGUUUGGCCAGCGAUAGAAGCAGGGAAGGUAAAACCAGUGAUCUACAAGUACUUACCAUUGUCAGAAGCGGCAGAAGCUCAUAGUCUUAUGGAGAGUAGUAACCAUAUUGGUAAAAUUCUGCUUGUGACUUGA
Molecule: messenger RNA, 981 nt
Organism: Arabis nemorensis
Lineage: Eukaryota; Viridiplantae; Streptophyta; Magnoliopsida; Brassicales; Brassicaceae
Source: the annotation of a GenBank genome assembly